CAUUGCCCGCCCACCCACGUUCCCUUUGCAACGACAUUCGUAACCCGCCUCGCUCGUUGCACCCUCGCUCCUCUUCUUUUAAGUUGCCUUUUGCUGUUUUUGUCUACCUGUCUCUUUUCUUCCUCCGAGCCUGCUUCUGACGUUUCACCUUGCUCGUUUUCUGCUUUUUUCAUAUACAACUCUGCACGCCUCACCUAAUCUCCAACCCUGCUCCUCUCUUUCCGCCUCGUCUGCUCGCUCUUCGUCUCGUAUCCGGCACAGCCAAUCUUUCGCUCGUUCGACUCGACUUUACCGGUCCGCGCUACUACUCUCGACUUUGCUCCGGGCGACGAUCUCCUUUUAACUCUCAUAAGAAUUGGAUUUGUCUUCUAAUUGUACCCCAUCUCCUCUCCGAUUGAACUGUCUUUACUCUCGAACAUACCCUCCAACGCUAUCGCCUUGCACCACCAGACGAUAUCCUUCUAAUGUGCUUAUAAGAAGCCUUGUUGUUUACGAGAUUGCUGCAAAAGUCGUUUUCGAACGGCCGGACAGCACAUAUCCCGUUUUGUUCUUCUUUUCAUAGCUACACGAUAAUCACAUCAGCUACACGACUCGACGCUCGGCCAUGGCUCAGGCUAUCCAAGCGCCACUUCCUCCGCACUUCUACUUUGGCGACGAUGGCCGCCUUCAAUACGACUUCAAAGCAGCUCGUCAGCAAAAGCUUGGAACCUCGCAAGCCGAUGGUUCUGAUCUCGAGCUUGGCCAACUGUCCAUCUUUGACAAAGAGCUUCCUGAAACACCGCUCGACAUACCCGACUCGCCCGAUUCACAAAUGACCGAGUCCUCUCUAGAUUCACGGGAGACACCGGAGAUUCCAGAUACUUCAGAGUUCGAUGUGCCAAGCUUCAACUCUUCAUUCCAGCUAAGUGGAUUGCUCAUUAGCAACCCGCAGACUCAGAAUGAAGAGGUUCCUAGUCAGGAUGAUGACGCCCCAGCCGAACCUCCAGCUGCCAAGCUGCGUAUAUCUAUCCCUAAAGAACGAGCAGCCCCAACUGCUCAGCGACCCAAGACAUGGUUUCCUGGACUGCAGUUUCUCGAAGAGGAUGAAGAAUGCCGCUCCGCUACCUCGGCCUCUGGCUCAUCAUCUCCAGUAACGCAAAACGCCGACGUCCGCAAGAGCGUCGCAGGCACAUCAAUCAGCAGCUUUGCCAGCCUUGCUAGACGAUCAUGGCUUUCUCGGGGCCCCUCAUCCAAGGGUAGCUUAACUCCCACUGCUAGCCCUGCCCCUAAAGACUCGACCGCCAAAGAUGUCACUGAUGAUGAGGAUGAGAAGCAAGAUGCACCGAGCACAGUCGGCAGCAACAAGCGAUUCUCGAGGGCCUCGGCAUACUUUGGCAAGGCCAUGACCAAGCAGUCGUCUCUGUUCAAGGUGCAUGAGUAUGCAGACUCGGACGACAGCUGCGCUUCUUCAGCUGCAAGCCUUCGUCAGCCCGGUGCUGAAAGUGUAGAUAGCCACAGGUGGAGCGAUAGCAACAUGACCACUCCGGUUACCGACGAUGCUUCCUCCGCAGAUAUUCCCUUGGCUCGUGACGCCCUCUGGACUGUUUUUAAGAAGCUCAACAUCGAAGCGCAGUGUUUCCCCGCCAAGACUGUCUCGCAAAAGAUCCAGCAGCUUCAAACCCAACUCCUACCCUUCCUCCGCUCCACUGCGUCCCACCCUUCGACCAAGACCCUCACUCCCGACGAGGUUGACCAACGGGCUACCAUUCUAGAUAGAUGGUGGUCCGCUGUUCUGGAUAUGCUUGACGAAGAUACGCAGCCGCCCAUCCCCGGUGUUGACCGCCCGGUUGUCCUCGAAGCCGCCACUUUGCUCAUGAUGAGACCCGAGUGGCGCAAAGCCACAUCUUAUUUCCAGCCGCUAAGUGAACGAUCUCCCACAGAGAAGGUACGAGCUCGCGGAUGGGCCAACAGUCUCAACAGCACCGCCGAGGUGACCUUUGAGCAAAUGAUGCUCGCUGAAUCCGCCGAGCACAACGUCCGCACCAUGUUCAUCAGCAACUUGAUCAGACAAAUGGGCUUUGUUGUUGAAAAGAUGUCAUUGAGACAUGCUCCUUUGACGCUGGUCAACUUUGCUGGCAAGACUUGCGCCUAUGCAUUCUUCUUUGCACCCGGCGUCGCUGAUGUCCUUGUCCGACUAUGGAGUCUUACACCAGACUUAAUUCGUCGCGUCGCCGAUGAGAUGAACCUUCCCCGCCGGGAUACUGGAGAGAGUGAUGAUAUUGUCGCGCUCUUCCCACCCAAGCUGGGAGUCUAUGGCUGGACUACCCCCCGUACCCUCUGGAACACCAUUAAGCAAGUCCCUAAGAUGAGCGUCAUGAUUGCUCGUAUUCCUUGGACUGGCGCCUGGGUCUCGCGAUGGAAGGGUCGCGACACCGAUUUGUUCUUCAUCUUCUGCAAGUACUACCACAUUCUGUGCGAGCAGUUCAUGCCUACCGAGCUGCCUCUCAUUGAAAAGGCUCGCUCCCCUGCUUUUGUUCUCGUUCAAGCUCAGCUACUCAACAUUCUGGACUCUACUGUCCACCGUCAGGCCGCCAUGGCCAGCCCCAUGUUUGUUGAUUCCAUCCAUGGUGUUGAUGAUGCUUCAGCCAUGACACUCCCAAUGGCAACAUCCAAUCUUAUGAAGGGCAUGGCAGAGAACCGCAUGGUCGCAUUGCUUAAGGACAUUUUGAACGACGACGCCCCUGAGAACCUUACGGCCCGCCACACCUUUGCGGAAGCCUUUGCUGCACUGCUUAAGGCAGCCACUCUUCGUACGUCCAAGUACAACAAUGCCGCCUGCCUUGCCCUCUGUGACUUGCUUGAGGAGGUCUUCGCCAUCUACGACAACUUCGAGGUUGCCACCAGCUCUCCCGCUUAUAACGACUGGAACUUUUGGUUUGACGUUUUUCAGAAGGUUAUGAGCUCGUUGAACACCAUCUCUGAGGUUCGCAUGCUUGCUUUCCUCUACAGUAUUUGGAACAUUGCCACCCGCGAUCCCGCUCGCAAGGAAGCCCUUUGCGCCAAAUGGCUUCUUACUGAGGAGACCUUCAACUCGCUCUUCAACAACUGGUGCCCAAUGGUCCGAGCAUACUACCACCGCUUGCUCUGCUGGCGAAUUUGCCGCGAUGAAAAGGACAGCGACGAAGAGCCUGCUGAUGACGUAGACCGUGAAGUAUACGCCUUGGCCUCUCAGCGCCUGAAGACGGUGUGGUCUCACUACUUGUUUCUUAAGAACAACGCCGCGGAACAGGGCCGCGCUGGACCCUCAACGAUUGCCAUGUCACCUACACUCGGCAAGAGAUUUAUCAUUAUUCGCCAAGAAGUCAACUCCCCACAGCUUGGUGUUGUCAUGGGAUUUGACACUUUUGCUCGCACCAACCCUGCCCCCUCUGGUCAGUUAACCUCAUCAGCUUCAUUCGACGCGGCCACGACACCUAAGCCUGAGAUGAAGAAGCGAUGGUCACUGUUUGGCAAGGUCCUUUCUCGCAGUGGAGCCAACUCUCCCGAGCUGACUGCGAUUGACCUGCCACGCAACAAGUCGUUUGACGACAGCCGCCGACCAUCCGAGAUCAUCCGCCACCGCCACAGUGUGCAAGUACCCCCCUCCGCAUCCAAGUCAUCCAAGCUUAGCUCCAGCGGCCUCUCCUCUGAGCUCGAUCUAUCUGCUCCCUCGCCCAAGCCGGACACGCAAAAGUUUGUCUUCAAGUUUGUCCUUGGAUGGCAACAGCAGCAGACCAUGUCGCAGCGCGAACGCAACCUGUUCACUCCCCAGCUGCCAGGACCUGCACAGAUGAGAAUCGGCGGUGACUCCUCUACCCCCAUCAUCCGACCCAAAGCACGCGAUGCUUUGCGAACAAUACCCGUCAACGGCUUGAGCGGCCUCGUCAACAAUGCAAAGAACGCUGGCGUUCUCGAGGAGAGGCUCCAGCAGCUGACCUACAGCUCUACCCCUCUUAACAGCUUGUCCGUCACCAGCAGCCGUCAGCCCAGCCGCCCAGGCUCCUCCUACAGUAACCGUUCUGGCGGCGCGUCUGAUAAGACCGAGACAGCAGCCAUGCUCAACUACGUGAGCGGCCAGCUUCAUGAUGCUCCUACAGCUCCUCUGAAGCCUGCCGGUGUUUUCGCACAGAACGCAGUAUACUCUGGCCAGGCUCUCGCUGAGUGGGCUCAGGUUGUUAGUGAAUGCAACAGCUUCAUCUCGCGUCGCUGUGACGAAGGCAUUGAUCGUCUGGCUGACGUCGAGGUCCCCCAACUUGGCGUUGAGGGAUUCCGCAAGCUUGCUGGUUAAUCAUCCGGAUCACCAACUACGAAUACUACUUCUUUCUUACCUUGAUUUUCAUUUCAGCUAGCCAACAGGCACCACACCAUGACCAACGUUUACACUCAGCCUGUUUUCUUCUUCUUUUUGAUUUCUCUGGCGCAUGCGCUCCGCGAGCCGCUUCAUGCUGCACCAACACGCACAUUAUUGUCAUGAAUCUUUAGCGACUGCUUCAUCUGCUCUACACUUUUCUUUUUUUUCUGUUGACAUAUAUACCUUUUUCUUGUCGUCUCUUACUUCUAUUGCCUUUGCAUACCAUUCUCACCCGAGCGAGGGAAUGAAUGACUACCAUCUACUAUACCACGGAUACCAGGCUCCCUUGGAUGAGGACUCACGUUGUUUAUUCCGUUUUCUCUCGAUGUCUGCUGUUCAUAUUGAACGAUACCUCUCUUUUUUCUCUUUUUUUCUUCAUCAUCUUGCUUUUAUGCUAGCGAUAGGACAGUUCUUUUAUGGCUUUAGUCGUGUCUACCGGGCGUAUAAAACCGUACACGGCGUGUACCGAUAUCAGGGUAAUUUCGGAAAAUGCAUACCAAUUUUGUUCGUUUAGAC
This is a messenger RNA of [Torrubiella] hemipterigena, 4885 nucleotides long. The record is from the annotation of a GenBank genome assembly. Lineage: Eukaryota; Fungi; Ascomycota; Sordariomycetes; Hypocreales; Clavicipitaceae.